AUGGAAUGGGAAUUACGUUUCACAGAGGCGUUCCUCUGCUGCGACACGCAAAAAAUUGGUAUGCUUCAGGGACCUGAAUGUGCCAAAAUUUACCAAUCACUUGGUUUGGCAUUGUCAAGAGAACAGUGUAAUUCAUGUCCUCCAAUGAACAAGGACCAAUUCGUUCAAUAUGGAAUGAAAUUGGUUUCUGAACUUCCUCAAGAUGGAGGUCUACAAAAACUGUUCGACGCCAUCAAAAACUCAAAAAGCAACACCAUUGGUGCCGCUGAACUAAAGGAAGUCAUGGCUCUCAUGAAGAACCGCUCACCUCAAGAACUUGAGGGAUUGAUGAAGAUCAUGGACCCGGAUAACACCGGACGUAUUAGCUACCAAUCAUUUGUCAAUGUCUUCACCAAUUGA
Babesia sp. Xinjiang is the source of this 399-nucleotide messenger RNA. RefSeq lists its product as uncharacterized. Gene Ontology annotation, molecular function: calcium ion binding. Lineage: Eukaryota; Apicomplexa; Aconoidasida; Piroplasmida; Babesiidae. The coding region runs from base 1 to 399 and encodes 132 amino acids. The transcript has a single exon. The record is from RefSeq and is a predicted model, not a curated record.